AUGGAUAUGAAUAUAUCGAAUUUAGAAAUUUGCUGUUUAGCUUAUGAUAAAAAGUUCGAGGAACUGAAAGCCAAAAUAGAUGCUGAUCCUGAUUGUGUAAAAAAGAAAGAUCGUGAUAGUCGUACCGUUCUUCAUUGGGCUUCUUCAGGUGGUUCAAAGGAUAUUGUUCAAUAUUUGCUUGACGUUUGUCAUGUUCGACCGGACAUACCUGAUGAACUUGGUUGGACACCUCUGAUAAUAGCCGUAUCAACAGGUCAUCUCGAAAUUGUUCGAAUGCUUUUAGAAACAAAAAAAGUCGAUGUUGAACAAUCAAAUUCAUGUGGAGCUCGGCCAUUGCAUUAUGCAUGUUCGAAAAACUUUUAUGAAAUUGCUCAAUUAUUACUAGAACACGGUGCUGAUGUAAAUGCAACAGACAAAUAUAAACAAACACCGUUAGACCGUUGUUGUUCAAAAGGAAAUACACGUAUUGUCGAACUUUUAUUAAAGCAUCCAACAAUAGAUUUAAGUAUGCAUAAAGAAUGCGAUGGAGAUCAUGCAUUACCAUUGUAUCAACGAAAAUAA
Messenger RNA from Rotaria socialis, 561 nucleotides. NCBI's taxonomy places the organism in Eukaryota, Metazoa, Rotifera, Eurotatoria, Philodinida, Philodinidae. The record is from the annotation of a GenBank genome assembly.